AAUCAUCCUUAUCGCAAGCGUAGCUCUGCAGGAGUGAUCGGGAGUUGCUCGAAGUACACCACAGGGCGCGCAUACACAAGGCGCGCAUACACAGGGCGUGUAUUAGCGCCUCGUCUUCGUAGUUCGCUUGACGUCGCUCGCUCGAUCCGUACCUAGCCGGUACUAAUCGAGCAUGAUCGAUGCAGGGUUAUGGGUCUCAAACGCAUUUGCAGGGCGUGAGGAUGGAAGAGAGAUACAUAUGGUGCACAUGACUACGCCGAUACGGCAGGAAUGAUAAAGAGUUGUCUACUCCGAAAUCAUCCCUCGUACUAUAAACUUCUCAACCAAAUCAACAACAACUCGACAUUGUAACAUCCUUUGUAUCGCAACUGCCUCACAUAUCGCUACCGAUUGAUACGAUCUUGACGACCAUAGACUGCACACAAACGAGGAAAAUGGCACCGCCUUCGGCUAUCGAGGUCUCAGCAGUGUCGGACACUACUGGAGUCACUCUACCAAACCCUCUCACUGCUCCGGUCCAAAGCAACGACAUAUACGGACGCCGAAAGAAGACAGACAGAGCUCAAUGGGGCACCGCAGCUCCAGCCAACACAGCCAACUUCAGACUACGAUCACACGACCACAAACCCAAGGCCAAGUCAUGGCAACACUACUUCAGCCAUGAAGCCCAAAUACGAAAGGGCAACUCACUUAAGAAUGCAGCAAAGUAUCUUAGCACGCCAGGCAUAAUAUCUCUCGGCGGCGGACUACCUUCUAGCGAAUACUUCCCAUUCGAAGAACUGUCACUGAAGGUCCCUACAGUUGGGAAAUUCUCCGAAACUGAAACGAAAAAGUCGGGCGUCGUCGUGACAGCAGGCAAGCACGAUCUCGCAGAAAACAAGUCCACAUAUGACAUUUCUACCGCGUUCAAUUACGGUCAGGGUGCUGGAGCUGCACAGAUGCUGCGGUGGGUCACUGAGCAUACUGAGAUGGUACACGAUCCGCCAUACGAGGACUGGCGCUGUACAAUGAGCAUUGGAAGCACAUCUGGACUCGACAUGGCUUUGAGACUGCUAGCGAGACCUGGUGACAUGAUGCUGUCAGAAGAGUACACAUUCUCAGCAGCUGUGGAGACAGCACGUCCAAUGGGUGUUCGUGUGUGUGGUGUUCCUAUCGACGCCGAAGGUCUGCUCCCGGAAGCCAUGGACGACACUCUCUCGAACUGGGACGUCAACGCACGAGGCUCCCGCAAACCUCAUCUCCUCUACACAGUACCCACAGGCCAGAACCCCACAGGUGCCACACAAGGGACAGAACGUCGACGAGCACUGUACAAGGUGUGUCAAAAGCACGACAUCUACAUCGUCGAAGACGAACCAUACUACUUCCUCCAAAUGCAACCGUACACUGGCCCCAACGCUCCAGAUGUCCCACCACCCAAGUCCCACGCCGGCUUCCUGAAAUCCCUCGUACCCAGUCUCCUUUCCAUGGACACCGACGGCCGCGUGAUGCGUCUCGACUCCUUCUCCAAAGUCAUCGCCCCCGGCUCCCGCAUCGGCUGGUUAACCGCCUCCGCCGAAGUCAUCGACAAGUACCAGAAACACGCCGACGUAUCCACACAAAACCCCUCGGGCAUAUCCCAACUCGUACUCUUCAAGCUGCUCGACGAGCACUGGGGGCACGCCGGCUACCUCGACUGGCUAAUCUACAUUCGCAUGGAGUACACCAAGCGGCGCGACACAAUCCUCGCGUCCUGCGCCAAACACCUCCCCCGCGAGGUCAUGAGCUGGAACCCACCCAUGGCAGGCAUGUUCCAUUGGAUGCAGGUCGACUUCAGGAAGCAUCCGGACUACCCGGCCAAGAGCAUUGAGACGAUCGAGGAGGAGAUUUUCCUCAAGGUGAUCGAUCAUGGAACACUGGUUAUGCGGGGGAGCUGGUUCUACGCGGAUGUUGAGGAGAGCCAUGAUACGCUGUUCUUUAGGGCGACGUAUGCGGCGGCGCCGGCGGAGAAGAUUGAUGAAGGGAUAAGGAGGUUGGGGGAGGCUGUGAGGGAGGAGUUUGGGUUGGUGAAGGCGAAUGGGGGACUGGGUAGUAGCAGCUGAUAGCACGAAAGGCUCGUAGUGAAUACUCAAGGGUUGCACUAUCAGGAGGAGCGUUUUGCCUACGCGGUGGACCCUCUCCCUUGAGUGGAAACUGCCGGAUACAAGUCCAAAGUUUUGGGAGGUCUUCAGUGCCAAUCUGCAGGUCAUCUGCAACAUGAUAACGUCCCUUGAGAUUACAAAGGUUCCUGUGCGUUAGGUCUGCCGAAUAGGCGUCACGCUCCUCCAAAUAGCAACGCCCAUACUCAACUGUCGUAGGUUA
Messenger RNA from Macroventuria anomochaeta, 2340 nucleotides. Its product is annotated as aromatic amino acid aminotransferase 1. Gene Ontology annotation, biological process: L-tyrosine biosynthetic process; aromatic amino acid catabolic process. NCBI's taxonomy places the organism in Eukaryota, Fungi, Ascomycota, Dothideomycetes, Pleosporales, Didymellaceae. The transcript has 2 exons. The record is from RefSeq and is a predicted model, not a curated record. Gene Ontology annotation, molecular function: L-2-aminoadipate:2-oxoglutarate transaminase activity; aromatic-amino-acid:2-oxoglutarate transaminase activity; pyridoxal phosphate binding. Bases 435 to 2081 code for a protein of 548 amino acids.